AUGGUAAGUGAAAGCUUAACUGAUUUGGAAGACAUCGAGGACUUCUGGCCCCGGUUGACUGCCCAGGAAGACAUCGAAGACUACUGGCCCCGGCGGCUUCUACACAUACCAACACUGACAUCAGUCGAGAGAGACAAGCACAACGUCUAUGGAACAACGCAUAAGCCAAAGUACAGCAUCGUCACUUACACUUGGGGCCGCUGGAAAAUCAGACAUGACGACCACGCCGUCCCUGCGUUACCGGUGAAGGGCACUCCGUGGAAGAUUCCCUCGAUACGAGAGUCUCACUUCACGUUGGACUCGUUUGGAGCCGUCAUUGAUUUCAUGGCGUUUGAGGACGUUGAAUGGGCUUGGGUCGAUGUUGCUUGCAUAGAUCAAAAAGACGAGAUCAUGAAUGCGGAGGAAGUCGGUCAUCAGGUCGCCAUCUUUGACAAGGCAGUCAAAGUGCAUGUUUGGCUAUGUGAAGCAACGCACGAGAGUCUUACGAAGGCUUUCCGUGACACAAACGACGGCCAGCUGGUAUGCCUUACUUUCAUGGCCUUCAGCACAGUAGAGAACCAAGCCACGCCCUCGUACAUGACUUGGGAAGACGUUCACCACGAUGAGACUAGGAUGGCCGCCGUACGCAAUACUGUUGACCGUAUCAGUUCCGGGCUCCAAAGCGUACUCAAAGAUCCCUGGUUUUCAUCUCUAUGGACCUUGCAGGAGGCAGUGUUGCGCAACGAUGCUCUGAUUCUAAGCGCAGAAGGGAUUCCCUGCGUUUGGAUCACAUCCGAUGAAGGCAAGAAGUACCAAGCCUAUCUCGCAAUCAUGGCGUGGUCUAGGCAGACCUCGAGACCGGUAGACCGCAUCUCUGGCAUCAUGCAAGCCUACAAUCUGCGUGUGGGCAAGGUUAUUCGGCCGCAUGAUAACCCUUCCCUGGCAGAUCUCGUCCAAGAAUUUGCCGUAGCAAUAGCCAACAAGAAUCCUGUGCUCUGCCAGCUAUUUGUCCACACGGAAAAGCCUGAAAAGUUCUCAAGUUGGCGUAUCACAGAACACUCGUUUGUGCCAGCCAACUUCAGAUCGCCAGCAGGUUACGUGUUGAAAGCUCGAUUCCAUCUGGGGAGAUACUCUGAUUCAAUUCCUUAA
Colletotrichum phormii is the source of this 1128-nucleotide messenger RNA. RefSeq lists its product as uncharacterized. The transcript is spliced from 4 exons. Bases 1 to 1128 code for a protein of 375 amino acids. The record is from RefSeq and is a predicted model, not a curated record. NCBI's taxonomy places the organism in Eukaryota, Fungi, Ascomycota, Sordariomycetes, Glomerellales, Glomerellaceae.